Molecule: messenger RNA, 4841 nt
Organism: Esox lucius (northern pike)
Lineage: Eukaryota; Metazoa; Chordata; Actinopteri; Esociformes; Esocidae
Product: rabenosyn-5
Exons: 13
Coding region: 397-2718 (773 amino acids)
Molecular function (GO): metal ion binding
Source: RefSeq, a predicted model, not a curated record
CUUGGAUUGUGUGUCAUGGCAAAGGGUCUGUGCUUACACAGUAUUGCACUACUGCCGAAACGUUAGCACUUUACUAGCUGCUGCUAGCAAACUAGCUAUAGUAGCUGACGUUAGAUAUUUACUUAGCAUUUAGCUUACGUUAGCCUUUUCUAUCUGGUUUGCUUCAUUGUGCGUGUGAAUAGUUUAAUAGUUAACUGGUUAUCUUGCUGGGUAUCUAGCUAGCUACCUGGACUGGCUUGAUCGGCUGAUGUCCAUAUUGACUGUACAUAUGCCAGGCCCUGUUCUGGCAUAAUGGAGCAGAUGAAGGGUAGGCGCCACAUUUGGUUGGGUGUGGCAUGAGACAGACACAUACCAGGGUGUCUCUUCUACCAUCCUGCAUCCCCAAACAGCAUACCCAUGGCCUCCAGCUACCCACCCCCCUUUGAGGGCACUGGAGAGGUGAAGGAGGGUUUCCUAUGCCCACUGUGCCUGAAGGACCUACAGUCGUUUUACCAGCUCCAGGAACACUAUGAGGAGGAGCACUCAGGGGAUGACCGACACGUCAGGGGACAGCUCAAGAAUCUGGUACAGAAGGCCAAGAAAGCCAAAGACAAGUUGCUGAAGAGGGAUGGUGAGGACAAACCAGACACGGGCAGCUAUGAGUCCUUCUAUUAUGGAGGAGUGGACCCUUACAUGUGGGAGCCUCAGGAACUGGGGGCGACCAGGAGCCACUUAGACCUGUUCAAGAAGCACCGGGCCGCCAGGAUCGACCACUACGUCAUCGAGAUCAACAAGCUGAUAAUCAGGCUGGAGAAGCUGACAUCGUUUGACAGGAUGAACAUCGAUGCAGGGAAGAUUAGAGCAAUUGAGAAGUCUGUUGUUUCCUGGGUGAACGACUCGGACGUUCCCUUUUGUCCCGACUGCGGGAACAAGUUCAACCUCCGGAACAGGCGCCACCACUGUCGGCUGUGCGGCUCCAUCAUGUGUAGGAAGUGCAUGGAGUUCGUGCCCCUGGCUCUGGCCUACAAGCUGACCAGCGGGACGCGGGAGGCCCUCAGCGUCCCAGGCAGCCCGGGCCAGUCCCGGUCCCCACCGGCGGGGGGUGGCGGGAUGGGCUCGCGGCGGGGAAGCCUCAGCAGCCUGAGCAGCGUCACCUCCAUGCUGGAGGAGAAGGACGACGAGAGGAUCCGCUGCUGCCGCCACUGCAUGGACACCCUGACGAAGAGACAGGAGAAGCUGGAGGAGAAGGACCACGUGCCGGACAUCGUCAAGCUUUACGAGAGGCUGAGGCUGUGCAUGGACAAGGUGGACGAGAGGGCUCCGGAGUACAUACGAAUGGCGGAGUCCCUCAACGCGGGAGAGACCACUUACAACCUGGACACUGCAGGUGGACUGAGAAUGGAAGUCCAGAAGUACUACGAACUGAUCGAUGCACUAAGUAAGAGGAUCUUAACGCUGGGAGCAAAAGAAGAGCCGCCACCACAUCCUAAGAGUCUCCAACUACAGCGAAUGGUCAGAUACACAGCCACACUGUUCGUCCAGGAGAAGCUCCUGGGCCUGAUGUCCCUACCGACGAAGGACAAGUAUGAACAGCUGAAGGAGAAGAGGAGACAAGAGCAGGAGAAGAGGGUGGCCCAGGAGAGACUGGCUGCCCAGGAGGCUCAGAAGCGGAGGCAGGAUUCGGAGAAAAAACGCCCAGCCGCAAACACCAACGGGGAGACUCCCCUGGCUCCCAGGCCCCCCCGCAUGACCAAGGCCGGGGGCUGGCUACCAUCCGCCGACACCCUCCACACACGCGGGGAGCUUGAGGACCCCCUGCUGCAGCAGAUUGACAACAUCCAGUCGUUCCUGCGGCAGGCCAAGGCAGCCCGGAGGCAUGACGAAGUGGCCAUGUUGGAGGAGAAUCUCAGACAGCUGCAAGAUGAGUAUGACCAGCAGCAGACCAGUCUGGCCAUUGCUCUGUCCCAGAGGAUGGCCCAGGAAGAGACCCUUCAGCAGGACCAGCUGCUGCGCCUGGAAGACCGGGAGAUGCUGGAGAGGGAGAACAGGGCCCUGGGGUCCCAGGCUACGUACACCUGGCAGGGCUCACUGAAUGUAACCAAGAGCCUCCAACCAGAGGACGACCAGGCAGAGGAGGAAGAAGAGUUGACCCCUAAGGCUGAGAGGAGCCCCCUGUCCACGAGGGCAUUCCCCAACCUGACCGACCAGAAUGAGGAGUCGCCGCCGCGCCUGAGGAGGCUAGGGGGAGAAGUAACGCCCCCUGGCGGCGAGGAACAGAACAGCGCCUCCCACAACCCCUUUGAGGAGGAAGACUCCACCCCAGCAGAGGAGGAUCCGUCCAACCCAUUCUUCGAGGAGCUCCGUAAGGAGCACAGGGACGUGGCUAACGGGAAGAAGGCGUACAACCCGUUUGAGGAUGAAGAGGGGGGCGCGGAGGAUCAGCAGGGGGAGGCCGCAGGCAACCCAUUCGAAGGGGCCAACAACGAAGAUGUCCCUUUCAAAAAGUCCCCCCGGUUUAACCCCCCGGGAGCCUCAAACAACCCCUUCGAGGAGGAUGAGGAGGCGAUGCCGGAUGUGGAUGUGAUCGAGGAGGACCUGCUGCUGCAGCAGAUCGAUAACAUACGGGCCUACAUAUUUGACGCCAAGCUAAACCGGAGGCUGGACGAGGUAGAGCUGCUGUCGGAGAAUCUGAGGGAGUUACAGCGCACCCUGCAGGAACAGAAGAGCAAGACCCACUGACGGGACACCUUUUUCCUCAACGUCAGUGCCACCACAUAUGUCCAGCUGAGCGGGCCAACCAGGGUUUAAAGGCUAUUGCCGAGACGCUACCAUAGUUCCCUUAUCAGACCAGCAAUCAAGUUGAUUCUGGGUCCAGUGAAGGGACCAUCUCGAUAGUCUGCGCUUCCUCUACAUGUCCUGUCUGAUGUGAUCACCUAGCAUUAGUUCCUUGCCGAUCGGUUCAGAUCUCUGUGUCAGUUAAGUGCAGAUCAAGCCAAGGAAGCCACUCAAGACUUGAGGUUGUCAUUGGGGUCGGGCAGCCUGACAGUGGACGGGUGUCUACCGCAAGAUGCUUUUAGGUGUUUCCCUCGCUCCCGUACUUACUAAUAACACUUACUUUAUCAAGGUGUCCUUUUGGAGCCCAGGGCUAUGGAUUUUAUUGUAUUUCUAUGGUAAGAAGCACAAAGGACAUAGUAUAAAAAUUGUAGUCAUCCGUUAUAGACAUUUGUCCGUAGUCAGCCACAGGAGGAAGCUUAUUUGGGUAUCAAAGGCAAGACAUUGAUCCGGAGUACUGCAACUGAAUAGAUACCUUAUGUGGAAUCAGGGUUGCAUUCGAGAUCAUUGGUUUGGGAAUGAUUUGGUGUUCAUCAAUGACAUUGACUCUAAAUAGUUUACAAUGAAAGCUUUGUCAUCAUGUGCCUCCUCUGCACUUUAAGCGCACCCCUGAUUACUAAGCAUAACUAACCAGUAACUGAAGCAUUUUGGCUGUCAGAUCUUCACAUGCAGUUUUGGAGUGGAAGCCCAUUGCGUUUAAAUUUUAACUACGCCCUGUACAGCUGUACUUCCACGACGCAGAAUGAACAGAGCCCUGUGUUUGAGUCGUCAUUCCUCGGGGUCCAGUGACGGCCAGGAAGAGAAUUUCAAUUAACAAAACAUUAAGCCAUGAUGAGCAAAUGCAACAAAACCUUCUUUGCUUUAAAAUUCUUUCAGUUUCUGUAAGCUUGUUUUGUGCGUUCACCGUCAGAGUUGAUCAAGUGCAGGUUAGAUGCAUUUGCUUUCAGCACUAGUGAUGUACGUGUUUAGGAUCCCUGGGGCACUUCAGCAUAGUUGUCCAAGUAGGUUUUCAAUGCUGAUAUGGUCAGAGGCUUCGGUUCAGCCCAAAAGUGGGUUACUGGCAGUGCAGAUUUUGAAGGCCAUUUCCAAUUUAGAUGAGAUCUGCAGAAUCUACAGUUUAUGGUAAUCUCCAGCAACAUUGCCUCUAAAAGCCACAUUCCUUAUAACCUUUGGAUUGCAUCCAGGACCUAGAGUUUCUCUUCACUAUCCUACCCUGUGUUGACUCUUACACAGUGGAGAUCCAUCCUAGUUCUCUCUACGUGUUGUCUUUGAAUGCAUUCAAAUGUGAAAUAUAAACACUUAAUUUGUUUCUUACCCUGGACGCAUAUCGCUUUCUCUAAUGCCAAGCCUGCUUCAGAUGAGUCCUCAAUGUAAUUAUUUUUCAAUAUCCAUGUAGUCCUGUAAAUUCCAUUGGUAUUUAUGGCGUAUUUAUUAUGCAACUGAUUCAGCCAAUUAUUUCACAGCAGCAUUUACCAUUAAUACAACAUCAUUGUUGCAGUGAAGAUGUUUAGGUCCUACGCACAGACUGGUCCAUUUAUCCAGAAUGCUUUGCUUAGGGGCCUAUCUUCUCAACUGUCACAGCAUCGGGCUUUAGAUGUAAGAUUAGCAGCAUUUUAUAUUUCAUUUGUCAUCGUAGGUAAAUUGAACAACACUAAACCAAUCGCACGUAACCAAGUAUUAUCACAUCUGCAGUUGUCAAGCUCCCAUGUCUCCUGUCGAGUAAGUACUUUAAUAUUGUAUCUAAGUACUGGUUUCCUUGUCUUGCAGGAUAAAACAACAGCACUUGUUAGUUACUUUGUUGAACUAAAGCAGUAUUGUGUUCGCUGUAGUCAAGCAUGCAGUGUACCAGGAACUGAGCUGCAUACAACAGAGCAUUUUGAAACAACAUUAAUUACAUUGCAAAAUGUAUUUGUGGCAAAUGUCUAUUGACUAGUUGAGUAGCUUUUUGAUAAUGUUGCCUGUUUACGUUCAGUUAUCAUCAAGGCUCUGCUGCUCGACACCAAUUAAAGACAUGGCGUAUGUGAACAAUG